Molecule: messenger RNA, 1119 nt
Organism: Brassica oleracea var. oleracea
Lineage: Eukaryota; Viridiplantae; Streptophyta; Magnoliopsida; Brassicales; Brassicaceae
Product: peptidyl-tRNA hydrolase, chloroplastic
Exons: 8
Coding region: 79-939 (286 amino acids)
Molecular function (GO): peptidyl-tRNA hydrolase activity
Source: RefSeq, a predicted model, not a curated record
GUUGACACAAAGAGAAGGAAUCCAAUCCUGUCGGAGAGAUGAACUAAACCCUAAUUCACAGCAAAAUAAAAACAAACAAUGAAAGCUGCCGUCUUUCCCUCUAAAAUCGCAAGCCUAGGCCUCCCUUCUGGCCACCGUUGCGCACUAUUCUUCCGAUCACCUCCCGCAUUGCCUUCCUCGUUUUCUACAACUCCUUGUCGGAAGCUGGCAAGAGGAAUAAGGGGUAGUGAAGGAUUCAUGUCUCAUUCGUCGUCAUCUUCUCAAUUGUUUUCGUCUCUAUCGAAUUCAUUCUCCUCUCAAUCGGAAUCGGAGUUACCUUCUCCGAAGCCAAAGUCUCCGCCGCCGCAGCUCCCAUGGCUCAUAGUCGGUUUGGGCAAUCCCGGGAAAAAGUAUCAGGGCACUCGCCACAACGUUGGGUUUGAGAUGGUGGACGCUUUGGCUGAAGCCGAAGGGAUAUCCAUGAACACCGUUAACUUCAAGGCCUUGUUUGGCAAAGGCGUUAUUGGAAACAUACCGAUUAUGCUGGCGAAACCUCAAACUUUCAUGAACGCCAGUGGUGAGUCUGUUGGACAAAUUGUUUCCUUUUACAAGAUCCCGCUAAAGCAAGUACUUGUGAUUUACGAUGAUUUAGACUUGCCCUUUGGUAAACUGCGUUUACUGCCAAAAGGUGGCCAUGGGGGGCACAAUGGGAUGAGAAGCAUUAUAGAUCGCCUAAAAGGGAGCCGUGAUUUUCCUCGUCUAAGAAUAGGGAUUGGACGGCCUCCAGGGAAGAUGGAUACAGCCAAUUAUGUUCUUCGCCAGUUUAAUAAACAAGAACAGGAAGAGUUGGAUUAUACAUUUCAAACAGGGUUAGAGGCUAUAAGGAUCAUGUUGCUUGAAGGCUUCAACAAAAGUGCAACCUUUGUCAACACUCAAAAAUCUAUGCAACAACUCAGUUGAAAAAGAGAGAGGAAGAGAGAUUGUUCCAUCACAUAACUACAGAGUUUCCAGGCCGAUUCAUUAUUAGAAAAUCUCAAUUCAUAUUUCAUUUGAGCAAAUUGUACUAUAUCAGAAGAAAAACAAAUUUAUUAGCUUUGACAUAAUUUGCUCUUGAUUAUAAUAAAAUUUAAAUCUAUUCUA